GCCCAAUGCAAUGACCAAUUUACCCCCAAACCAAUUUUCUACCAUAAUUCACCAUUUUCUCCUUUACGACGUCCACCAGCUAUUUCUCGAGCUGUUUCAGUUCUUAUAUUUUCCAAGCUGUUUGGAGCCUGAUUAGCCGGCUCCAGUUAUCCUAUCUCCUGCUCCGUCCGCUCGACUUUUUUCUCCAACUGCAACGAACGGCACCUUUCUCGAGCUGUUUCAGUUCUUAUAUUUUCCAAGCUGUUUGGAGCCUGAUUAGCCGGCUCCAGUUAUCCUAUCUCCUGCUCCGUCCGCUCGACUUUUUUCUCCAACUGCAACGAACGGCACCGUUAAGCGUGGUUCCAUCAUUGUUACCAGCGAGCUACUGCUUCUCCUCAAGAAGCUGCCGUUUGACCUGAAACUCUGCGCUGCUAUUUGGUAGCUUGAAUCGGGCUGUUUCGAAAGCUAUAUUUACUUGUUGAUCCAUUUGAGAUAGAACUAGAACGGAAUUCUUGAGGACACUUGCAAGCACGGAGAUUCGCUGCGUGAUGUAUUGUUCAUCCGAGAUUGGUAAAUAAUUUUCACUUUUUCAUGUAUACGUUGAGAUAAUUGCAAUUAUUCACAAUUUUCAUUUUGACACCUGUUCAAAAACCCUGGGUAAAAGAUGGGGCCUAAAACCAAGUAUGAUCAUGUGGAUAUAUAAAACCAUUGUCCGUCCCAGGACUACUUACGCUUCCCUUGUCUGGUGGCCUAAAACUAAUGAGGCUGCUGCAAGGGCUAAGUUCAACAAAAUCCAACGCACCGCUUGCAUAGCCAUCACUGGUGCAGUUCGUAGUACACCCACGUUGGCCCUAGACGCAAUGCUUCACCUACCUCGGUUAGAUCAAUUCAUAAAGCUGGAAGCGGAAAAAAGUGCUCUAAUGUUUGCGGUGCGCAGCAAAACUGGCUACACUGCCUAGCAGCAUCGACACACGACCCGCUUCCGAGCUACGCUCAGUUUGUAUCGCAUUGUCAACACGUUCAGAUCAGAGAAUAAAAUACUCCGUUUUAUAUUUGUUCUAAUCGCGGCGUUUUAUUACCACGCGCCUCAUUGGUGACCCCGACGUUCGCCGGCUCAAAUAAAGGAACGUGCAAAGAAGUAAGGAAACACAAAAAUCAAUACACUUGGGCGCAACUGGCUGUGUGUCGAUUUAUUGCUAUCGUUUGCAGACCGCCAUUGUAGCUGCCUACACGUUGGAAUUUCGCCAAGGCGCCCACCAGCAGCACCCAAAACAAUAUGGCGGACGAACAACGUUUGAAAGACGAAAUCGCUCAUCUACAGGACCAGCUGCGAGUAGCCCGAGCAGCCGCUGCAAACAACCCGCCCGUCGUGAACAGCGGUACCGAUGUCAACAACGCUGCCGGCGAUACUGUAAACAAAGUUGCAAUAAAAAUCGGGCCAUUCUGGAAGCGUGACCCAACUCUUUGGUUUGCUCAGCUAGAGGCGCAAUUCACGCUGAAUCAAGUAACUCGCGAGGACACCUGCUAUUUCCACGUCCUCGCUGCCAUCGAUUCGGAGAUAUUGGCAUGCUGCUCGGACAUCAUCCGAGAUCCACCGGCUAAUGGAAAAUACUCAGCGUUGAAGGAUAGAAUUAUCAGCGAGUACAGCACCAGCGAGCAGAAUCGUAUGCAGCAGCUACUACGUGGGUGCGAACUCGGCGAUCGCAAACUUUCGCAACUACUACGCGAAAUGAGAGAUCUCGCCAGGGAUGUCAUCACCGACGAGAAAAUCAUUAAGUCGUUGUGGAUGCAGCAGCUCCCUGAAACGACACAAGCUGUUCUAAAGGUCUCGGAAGCCACUCUCCAAUUGGCGCAGCUAGCUGAACAAGCGGAUAAACUUGCGGACAUCACCAGAACGCGAUCAAUAUCCUCCGCUGGAACGACGUGGGAGGACAACAAGGACAUCGGAUUCGAGGAACUACGCAAGCAAAUUUCUGUUCUUUCCGACGAAAUUGCCGCUUUUCGUCAAGAGCGCGACAGACCCCGCAACAGGAGCUUCAGCAGAUUUCUUGGUGGUACCCGAAGCGGCUCACGAGGAAAUCAUCCGUAUUGUUUCUACCACAGAAAAUUAGGGGCCAACGCGAGAAGCUGCCGAUCACCCUGCCAAUUUAAGCCAAAAAACUAGAGCAGCUGCAUUCGACGACGGGCGGAGGCAGUAAGUUUCAACAAUCCCGUCUUAUCAUCCAGGACCCAGCAACCAACUAUAAAUUUCUCGUCGAUACCGGUGCUGACCUUUCAGUACUGCCGUUUGUUCCAAGCAAUCAGUCAAGGCCGACCCCAGGGAUGAACCUAUAUGCCGCCAACGGCUCCCGAAUUGCUACCUACGGCACCGAGAUAUACAAACCAACUUUCGAUCUACGCAGAUGUUUUCCGUGGCGUUUCAUAAUAGCGGAUGUGACUUCCCCGAUCCUGGGUGCAGAUUUCUUGAAACAUUACGGUUUGCUGGUUGAUCUGCAAGGAGAGUGCUUGAUCGAUAAAAUGACCAGUAUCAAAGCACAUGGCCAAAUCAGCGUGGUCGCAGAAGGAUUAUUCGGUUUGAAAACAUAUUCUCGCAACAGUGAUUACGGCGGCCUGCUGAGCGAAUUCUCGGAUGUUACUAGACCACGUUUUCCUCGACAGGAAGUAAAGCAUGGCGUAAAGCACACUAUCAAGGUCGAUGGGCCUCCGUGCCAUUCUAAAUUUCGCCGACUUCCACCACACAAACUCGAAGCACUUCGGAAGGAAUAGGCUCCUAAAGGCCUAUCUUAAUUGCUGCAUAACUUGAUCAAGCAUUGAUUAAAACGACAUGAUUACUCAUUUUUUAGGCAUUCCUAUUAGAUAAAGCCCAUAAAAUAUAUUUUCAAAAAUUCUAAUAAUUUUUGCAACACUCCUUGUUUAGCAUUCAAUUUUGGGUAAAUUUUGUUUACCGUGUAUUUCAAACAGGAACAUUUGUUGUCAAAAGUGAGCCAAUGUGAUGUCUUUUGCAAACCGCCGUUUCACUUUCGUUACGUCAAGGUUCACCUCGAAUGUCAAACAAGACCUGCUCACCAUUAUUUUAUUUUCAAGUUUAUUAACUAUUCUGCCAUUGUUUAAGUUCGGAAAAAAUACUAUUGAGAUCAGAAAAUCAUGUUCCUUUAUGUUAUGCAGCAACACCGGGAAAAUAUUUUUCAUUUUAGGACCCUAUUGAAGCUGUUUCUAGAGCUUGGAUACAUCCGAUCCUCGAAAAGCCCGUAUUCAAGCCCGGUGCACUUAGCUACAAAAACACUGCAGAACGGUGAUGUCAAAUUCAGGCUCGUAGGUGAUUACAAACGGCUCAACGAUUCUACUGUCGCGGAUCGGUAUCCUUUGCCGCACAUUUACGACAUUUGUCAAACAAUGCAAGGUAAGACUGUCUUUUCUGUAAUAGAUUUAGAACGGACCUACUAUCAAAUCCCCAUGCAUGAGGCAGAUAUUGAGAAGACUGCAAUAAUCACGCCACUUGGUUUGUACGAGUUUCUCGUGAUGCCGCCAGGUUUAAAAAAUUCUGGCCAGACAUUUCAAAGAUUUAUCAAUAACAUAUUGUUUGACAUGCCAUUCGUCGUCGGUUAUCUAGACGACUUUCUCAUCGCUUCGUCAUCCGAGGAGGAGCAUAAAGUUCACCUACGCAUGGUUUUCGAGAGGUUCCCAAGAAACAGAACUAGCUGAACAACAGUUUCUUAAGCUAAAGUUUGCUUAAGAGUGGUUUGUUCCACUCUUGUACAGCAAAAAUGUUUGUUGGGUUGAGAGCAAACGGACUUCAAAUCAACGCCGACAAGUGCCAGCUGGGAAAACAGGAAGUACGGUUCGUGGGACAAUUAAUAACUACCGGAGGUUGCAAACCGAUUCCGGAAAAGUGCAAGCAGUCGCAAAUUUCCCGAAACCAGACACGGUACAGAAACUGAGACGUUUCCUUGCCCUAGUCAAUUACUAUCGCCGCUUUCUCUCACACGCUUCUGAGGUCGAAAUUCCAUUGCGCAAACUGAUACCCUCAAACAGGAAGAACGAUAACACACCAAUCGUGUGGACAGCUGAAGCUGAAGCAGCCUUCGAAAAGUGCAAGAGAUGUUUAGUAGAAGCUACAGAACUGGAUUACUACGAUCCAGAAGCCCAAUUGUCCCUGAUGGUCGACGCGUCCGAUUUGGCUGCCGGAGCCGUGUUGCAGCAGCGAUACAGAGGUGCAUGGAAGCCAUUGGGAUAUUUUUCCGUGAAGUUCAACGACCGCGAACGACGUUACUCUACUUACGAUAGCGAGCUGCUUGCUGUGUAUCUUGGCGUCAAACAUUUCAAGGACGUGAUCGAAGGCUGUAAUCCGGUGAUAUUUACCGAUCACAAACCACUUACAUUUGCAUUCAAGCAGGAUGCGAACAAACCAACAACACGACAGCAGCGAAUGUUGAGUUUCAUAAGCGAGUAUACAACAGAUCUCGUUCACAUCGCCGUUGUGGACCAUAUCCCAGCGGACGUGCUUUCACGAGUAGAGGCUAUUUGGUUGCCAUCGACGAUUAACCAAAACGAUUUCGCCUGGAAACAGGAAUGCAACGAACAACUGCAAAAUUGGCACAACGUCAAUCCCGAUGUAAAAACUCUGAAAUUCGCUCAUCUCGGUAUUAAGCUACUUUGUCAACAACAAGGCGAUAAAGUGCGAAUUUGGGUUCCUCGUUUCUACCAAAAAAUCAUAUUCGACCAGUUCCAUCGCAUGGCACA
Messenger RNA from Aedes albopictus (Asian tiger mosquito), 4719 nucleotides. RefSeq lists its product as uncharacterized. The coding region runs from base 1256 to 2143 and encodes 295 amino acids. The record is from RefSeq and is a predicted model, not a curated record. The transcript has a single exon. NCBI's taxonomy places the organism in Eukaryota, Metazoa, Arthropoda, Insecta, Diptera, Culicidae.